Molecule: messenger RNA, 3486 nt
Organism: Micropterus dolomieu (smallmouth bass)
Lineage: Eukaryota; Metazoa; Chordata; Actinopteri; Centrarchiformes; Centrarchidae
Gene: chadlb
Product: chondroadherin-like b
Exons: 11
Coding region: 192-2513 (773 amino acids)
Cellular component (GO): extracellular matrix
Molecular function (GO): protein binding
Source: RefSeq, a predicted model, not a curated record
GUGUGUGCAGACUCCAGAGGUGGGAGUUGGAGUUGGAGGUGUGUGUGUGUCGGGGCGGAGGGUCAGUGAAUGAAGGGAUAAACGGAGUUUGUUUUGGAUGGGGGACAGCCGGGGGAAGAGCAGCAGAGGGAGCACAGACCGUGAGAGUCAGCGGCCAGUAAGCGACCAGACAGAACCACGACGAAUCCACGAUGUACUCCCAGCUCUGUCCUGACACCCUGCUGCUCAGCCUACUGCUCCUCUGCAUCCCUGCCACAUACACAGCAAAAUGUCCACCGCAGUGCAUCUGUGACCAGAUCCAGCUCACUGUGACCUGCGUCAACAAGAACCUGACCCAAAUUCCUCCCACUGUUGACGAGAUCACUGUGAAAUUAGAUGUUCGAGGUAACGACAUUCAAGAACUUCCCACCGGGGCUUUCAAACACACUCCCUACCUGACUCACCUGUCGCUGCAGCGCUGCAACAUCCACAGGGUGAAAGAAGGGGCUUUCCGCGGCCUUGGUCGCCUGGUCUUCCUCAACCUGGCCAGCAACAACAUUGACAUUCUCUACCAGGAGUCAUUCGACGGCCUGUCCUCGCUGAAGCAGCUUAUGAUUGACCGUAACCGCGUGGAAGAGAUCCAGCCCGGGGCUUUCUCUCAGCUUGGCUUCCUCAACCUGCUCUCCCUCACACACAACCAGCUGAUCUACAUUCCUAACAUGGCCUUCCAGGGCUUGCAGAACAUCAAAUGGCUUCGUCUUAGUCACAACUCACUGAACUACCUGGACACUGAGGCCUUUGCUGGUCUGUUCACGCUCACCCGUCUCAGUCUGGACCAUAACGAGCUGCAAUUCUUCCCCAGUGAGACCAUGACCAGACUGCCAGAGGUGACCCGUCUUGAUCUGAGCCACAACCCGAUGACCUACCUUGGAGAGGAGGUGGUGUCCAUGGCCAAACUGACCCACCUCUUCCUGGACCACAUGUCCCUGCAGGACCUGGCCAACUCAGCUGUAUCGAAAUCCCCCAACCUCAUCCACUUGGACAUCAGCUACAACCAGCUGCGUGUCAUCCAGCCCUUCUCUGAAGGUUCACCCAAGCUGGCACGCCUCAACCUUGCUGGAAACCCCAUCUACUGCAACUGCUACCUACGUCCACUCAGGGAGUGGGCAAUCCGUAGCAAGGUGAAGCUGAUUGGGACAUGUGGAGGACCGGCCCAUCUGUCAGGAGAAAGCCUGGAUGCCGUUCAUCCUCCUGAGCUGCGUUGUCAGAGCCAGGAGGCCAUGCUGAAGGCAGAGUUCGAGGAAGCAACCAGGAUCGUGCCACCACCCACUGUAGAGCCAGAGAACAAGGUCAAGUGUCCUGCCAACUGUGCCUGCGAGGCUGAGACGCACCACUCAUCGUGUGAGAACCGUGGCCAUACCAAAGUUCCACGGGGUUUCUCUCCCAACACGCGUCUCCUCGACUUGCGUGGCAACAACUUCCACUACAUCCCAUCCAAUAGCUUCCCCGGUGUUACCCAAGUCGUGUCCCUACAUCUGCAGCGCUGCAAGAUCGUGGAGGUGGAGGGUGGGGCUUUCAGUGGAAUGAAGGGACUGAUCUACCUGUACCUGUCGGAGAAUGACCUCUCUUCUCUCAGCCCUGAUGCUUUUAAAGGCCUCCCACAGCUGACUUAUCUCCACCUGGAGAAGAACCGCUUCACCACUUUUCCCAAAGGAGCCUUCAAACUGGUGCCUAGUCUGCUGGCACUUCACCUGGAGAAUAACGCCAUCACCAAGAUGGAACCAGACAUGUUGACCGGAGCUGAGGGCCUCAGAGCCCUCUACCUCACCGGGAACACCAUUGAUCAUGUGUCACCCAGGGGUCUGGACCAGGCCAAUGACCUCGAUACGCUUCACCUGGGAGGAAACAAGCUGAAGGGGGUGCCCACUGAAGCGCUGAGCAAAGCGCGAAACCUCAGAGACCUGCGGCUGUCGGGGAAUUCAAUUCGCUGGGUGGGGCCAAAUGCUUUUAGACCACUGGGGAGGUCACUGAAGGAGCUGUAUCUGGACAACAUGGGACUGGAGAAGAUGUCACAGAACUCCCUGGCAGGUCUGGGUCCAGGGUUGAGGAGUCUCUUCCUGGAAGGCAACCAGCUAGAGGAGGUACCUAACCUCCACCCUUUCACUUCUCUGGAGGUCAUCAACCUGGCCGACAACCCUCUGAUGUGUGACUGCCCUCUGCUGCCACUACGCAUGUGGAUUGAGAAAGUCAACCUGAAGGUACGAGCCACAUGUGCCAAUCCCCCUGAGCUGAAGGGCCGCAGGGUCAAGGACGUCCACAUCUUCAAAGCCUGUCCUGGGGGCGAGAGCCUCCCCUCCGGCCCUACUGUCACCCCAAAGCCCGCCAAGGCACCCAAGGCAACUAAACCCAAACCAAUGCACCUCAACAGCCUUCGGCAGGUCAAAAUGGUCAAAGCUAAAUCCAAACUUCGCCAAAGUCCCAACACAAAACCAGCAGCAGCCAAGAAAACCUCAAAGGGACGCAGCUUGGCCUGAUAUAGCAGCCUUUUGUACUAAUGUUGAGACCACAACUUCAAGUAAACUGGCAACUGAUUUUGAGGUUAAACCCUGGAUUCAACUCUCUAAAACUGUAACCUCUGCCGACUUUAAAAGCUUUAGCUGCUGAGGCUGUUUCACGUCUCCUCCCAGUCAGUUUUCAAUUAGUCAAUCUUGUGCAGUAUUUCCUCUUUGCAGUCGAAUCAAUGUGUUGAAAAAGGUCAAGAUUUUUUUUUUUUUUUAAAUCAUCCUGGGAACCUACACUGAGCACACGUUUUUUGUCAGCACUGCUCUCCUUCACAUUCACAGCAUUAGAUACACAUUCCCAGCUCGUCAAGCUCCAGAGCAGCGCUGUUGGAAGUUUUAGCAUCUUGAAAGAGGCUGUUGUCAUUAGCUUUAGCUAUUUGCUCAAUAAUGAUCCAAUCUUUGGCUUUAAGCUAGUUAUCCUUAACCACUAAACUGCAUAAUGUACUGAACUCACUCAAGUCCCAUUUUGUAAAGAUACCUUCAUACAACAAGCAUCAACAGAAAGUUGAGGAACAGCAUUUUUUUUUUUUAUCAGUGAUUUCAUAUUUACAAAAAAUAAUACAUCUGGAUAUAAAACAGGAAAAAAAUAAAACAUUACAACAACCAUUUGUCUGCUAUAUCAUCCCAGAAUGAUCAAACAUGAAGACCUUCAGAGUCUUAUUUACAGGUUUGUCUGACAACAUGGAGGAAGUGAGGUAGUUUUAAAACUGGUUAAGCUGGUCCUUGUGAAACAUAUGCAGUCAGUAAGGUAUUUAGAGUAUUUAAAUUUAUGACCCUUAAGAUGUUCAUAAAAUCAAACCCUGUUUUUAAUACUAUAUAGUCAGUAUUGCAGUUAUGUUCUAUAAUUACUUCUCUAUAUUGUAGUUUUUAUUGGUAGUGGCAGAGGCUGCCAUUCCUGCUCUGGAUUCAAACUGCCUAUCCAAGCCAAGACAUUCACAGGAAACAU